This is a messenger RNA of Linum trigynum, 1461 nucleotides long. The record is from the annotation of a GenBank genome assembly. NCBI's taxonomy places the organism in Eukaryota, Viridiplantae, Streptophyta, Magnoliopsida, Malpighiales, Linaceae.
AUGGUGGAGGCAGUCGUAUCUUUCUUUGUAAUUGGUAGGAUACUGCGGAGCUUCAAUCAUACCUGGCUCACAUUAAUCCCUAAAGUGGAUAAUGUGGAAACAAUGAGGCAGUUGCGACCGAUUAGUCUGUGCCAAUUUGUGUACAAAGUUAUAACCAAAAUAAUGGCGGAACGACUAUCGGUCAUCCUACCACAUAUCGUCUCGGUGGGACAAAAUGCGUUUAUUCGAGAUAGACAAAUUGUUGACAACAUCCUACUUGGGCAUGAGUUAAUGCACUACUUGAAAAUCAAAACUCAUGGGCAGAAAGGGUAUAUGGCUCUUAAGGUUGACAUGGAAAAGGCCUAUGAUAGGGUUGAAUGGCCCUUUCUGCUUGCAGUUUUAGACAAGAUGGGUUUUAGCUCAAUGUGGCAAGGAUGGAUUUUUGAAUGUCUCCGGUCCGCGUCCUUUUCGGUGUUGAUGAACGGCAACCCUUUGGGGUAUUUUAGUCCGUCCAGGGGGCUGCGCCAAGGCGAUCCCUUAUCCCCUCUCCUUUUUGUGCUUUGCACAGAGGGCUUCGCGGCAUUCCUGCGCCGGGCUAUUGCGGAGAAAAGGUUGGCGGGAGUUAAGGUGGCCCCACGCGCUCCUAGGAUUUCGCAUUUGUUCUUUGUCGAUGAUUCGUAUCUCUUCCUGCGGGGCACGCUCCAGGAGUGUGAAAACUUGAUUGAGGUUCUCAAUGAAUAUGAGGAGUUGAGUGGUCAGCGGGUGAAUCUAGCAAAGUCAGCAGUUUGCUUCAGUAAAAAUAUCGCGAUGCCGGACCAAGAAUUUCUAGCGGCGGUAUUGGGGGUGGGGGCGGUGGGGGUCCAUGAUAAGUAUUUGGGCUUGCCUUCUUUGAUUGAUCGGUCUAAAAUGGAGACUUUACGUUAUCUUGAGGAGAAGUUGCUAGCUCGCCUCCAAGGUUGGAAGCAGCGAACUUUGUCGUGGGCUGCUCGGGAAACGCUGAUAAAGUCUAUAGCCCUGGCAUUACCUUUGCAUGUAAUGUCCUGUUUUAAGCUACCAAAAUCUCUGUGCCGACUCCUGGAUAAAUAUGUCGCCCGCUUUAGGUGGGGUGCUACUGAGGUCAAUUCCAAAAUUCGGUGGAUGUCCUGGCGGGAUUUGUGUAGGAGUAAGCAUGAUGGGGGGAUGGGAUUUCGACAAUUUGAACAUUUUAAUCAGGCCCUUCUAGCGAAAAUUGGGUGGCGUAUUCUCUUUAAACCACAGUCGCUUCUUGGCCAGGUCUACAAGGGUAAGUAUUUUCCUAAUGGGCAUUUCCUACAUGCUAAAACUCGUUCACGCCCUUCGUGGGGGUGGCAAAGUAUCCUGUUUGGCCGAAAGCUGCUUGAGAUGGGGCUAAGAUGGCAAAUUGGCAAUGGGCGGUCUGCUUCUCUUUUGCAUUCAACUUGGAUCCCCCAAUUCCAGCUGGACCCCCUAGGUGUAAUCCUGUAG